AUGGCAUUCAAACACAACAAACACGACGAUGUGGUCGCUGGCGAUGGCCCGUCCGACCAUGACAACUAUGACUCUGCACGUCUUAAUGAUACGGCGGAGGAAACCGUUGACCCAGAUUCUGGCGUCAAGCGCGGUCUCAAGAACAGACAUCUGUCAAUGAUGGCCCUUGCUGGUAUCAUUGGCCCUGGACUUCUUGUUGGCGCAGGCGGCGCAUUGAAUGUUGGAGGACCAGCUGCGUUGUUAAUUGGAUUUGGUGUUGUCGGUAUCAUUGCCUUCUGCAUCAUGCAGUCCCUAGGAGAGGUGACAACAUUGUAUCCCGGCGGAGGCUCUUUCAUCUCUCUCGCCGAGCGCAUGGUGGACAAGUCUUUCUCAGUCGCCGUGGGAUGGAAUUACUUUGUGAUCUGGGCCGCCGUCCUUGCCAAUGAAUACAAUGUCAUCUGCAGUAUUCUCACAUAUUGGGGCCCCGUCGUUCCUCUCUGGGGUUACUUCCUCAUCUUCUGGACCGUCUUUAUGGGAUUCCAGUUACUUGGCGUUGAAGCCUUUGGCGAGGCCGAAUUCUGGCUUGCCCUCAUGAAACUACUUGGCUUGACAGCAUAUUUCGUCUUCUCCAUCAUCUACGCAGCCGGCGGUCUCGUUGGUCAGGAUGAGCCCUUGGGCACGAGAUAUUGGAGUAACCCGGGACCUUUCAACGGCAAUGGUUUCCGUGGUGUUGCUGCUGUCUUUGUGUUCUGCUCAACCUUCUACUCAGGUGUUGAGUCUAUUGCUGUAGCCGCGACUGAGACCAGAAACCCAGGUGUUGCUGUUCCUCAGGCCAUUCGACAGGUCUUUUGGCGUAUUAUCUUCGUUUACAUGGGAUCUGCUUUCUUCUUUGGUAUUACUUGUCCUGCUAAUGCCGAGGGACUUGUGAACGGCGGCUCUAAAGCGCUGCAAAGUCCUAUGACUAUUGCUAUUCAAACUGCUGGCUGGCAAGGAGGUGUCCAUCUCAUCAACGCUUUCAUUCUUCUUACUUGCUUGUCCGCCAUCAACUCAUCUAUCUACUUCGGCUCCCGUACUGUCUUUUACAUGGCACAGUCCGGCAAGGCUCCCAAGAUAUUCGGCUGGACUAACAAGCGAGGUGUUCCUGUCUGGGCUAUCCUGUUCACCAACGCAGUCGGUGCCAUUUCCAUGAUGAAUGUCUCUACUGGCGCCUCCAAGGCCUACAGCUACAUCGUCAACCUGUCUGGUGUCAGUGCUUUCCUUGUAUGGGGCAGCAUUUGCCUUAUCCAUAUUCGCUUCCGUCGGGCCUGGGUUGCCCAAGGCCGAAGCCUCAGUGACCUACCUUACAAGGCAAUAGGUUUCCCCUAUCUUGCUUGGUUCGGCCUCGGGGCAUGCAUUUUCCUGGCCUUGGUUCAGGGGUGGACAACAUUAUCACCGUUCAACGUUGGAAACUUUGUGGAUGCUUACAUCCUGAUCCCCUUGUUUGGCAUCAUUUAUGUGUUCUGCAAGCUUUUGUGGCGUGGGUCUGAUCCGCUCAAGAGGAGUUGGAGUAUUGAUCUUGACAGCGGUAGAAGGAUGGAUCUGGACUACAACAGUGGCCCUGCCUCAACGAACCUACCAGGUCAAAUGCCCUGGUGGAAGAAAGUGUGGGCUUGGUUCUAA
Messenger RNA from Fusarium sp. VM40, 1638 nucleotides. Lineage: Eukaryota; Fungi; Ascomycota; Sordariomycetes; Hypocreales; Nectriaceae. The record is from the annotation of a GenBank genome assembly.